UGUGUUCGCCGCUAUCGUUGCGCUUUAAGUGUAGCCUGUUUUGUGGGCACAGGUUCGCCCAAUAAAAGCUAGUUUUGUCUUUCACAGUAUUGCUACUGUGUUCUUUAACGUCACUACCACGUGACAUCUGGUGGAGGUGCUAGUGCGUUCAUGUACCGAACGCCCCUGCGAAGCCGCGAUCCAAGCCCGAAGCCCGAGGACAAAACUAACAUCGCCCUAGACCAGCGUGCUAGCCGCAGACUGCAAGGACUGCCCCCAGAGCAAGGACUUCUACCUGAGUCGAGAAAGAAGAUCGUGGUCAAAGCAACCCCAAUGGCUGCCCCAGCGUCCCCCGUUAUCCUACAUCAACCUCGGGACCCACCGACCUUCCAUGGAGCAGCGACUGAAGACCCAGAAUCCUGGCUGGAGACCUACGAACGAAUCGCGACUUUUAACAACUGGGACUCCGACGACAAGCUACGGCAUGUAUACUUUGCCUUAGAAGAUGCCGCCAGAACAUGGUUUGAGAACCGGGAGUCGACCUUGACGACAUGGGACCUCUUCCGUACCGGCUUCCUGGGCACCUUUACGAGCGUCGUGCGCAAGGAAAGGGCCGAAGCCAUGCUAGACGCCCGAGUGCAGCUACCUAAUGAGAACGUUGCCAUCUUCGCGGAAGGAAUGAACCGUCUGUUCCGCCAUGCCGACCCGGAUAUGCCUGAGAAGAAAGACCGCCUUCUCAUGCGUGGUGUGAAGGAAGAACUUUUCGGCGCAAUGAUACGAAGCCCACCGAAGACCGUAGAAGAGUUCCUUCGCGAGGCCACCAGCAUCGAGAAGGCACUCGAAAUGCGGAAACGGCAAUUCAACCGCCGUACAAGCUCUACCCACUACGCAGGAAUUCAAUCACUGGCCACGGACGAUCUGCGUGAGACCAUCAGGGCCAUAGUGCGCGAAGAACUGCGCAAGGUCUUGCCUUCGUCGCAGCCUCAAGUGGCCUCGAUCGCCGACAUCGUGAAAGAAGAGGCUCACCGAUCGCUUGAAGUUGCUGAGGUGCAACCAGAAUCACCACAGCCCCAGCCGGAAGCAAUGACCUACGCCGCCGUCGCACGCCGUCAAGGCCCCCCUCCGCGACCGCGUCAGGGCCCUGUGACGCCGCAAUUCCGUCGUCCGCCGCCGCCGCCGCCAGGACGCCCACCCGCCGCCCAGCGCACCUACGCGAGGAAGACGGACAUUUGGCGAGCCCCCGACCACCGCCCGCUCUGCUGUCACUGCGGAGAAGCCGGCCAUGUGUACCGCCGAUGCCCAUACCGCGACUUGGGACUGAGAGGGUUCGCCGUGAAUGCGCCGCGUCCACAGCUUGGCGAGCGCCUACGUGACAUCACCGAUUACCUCGCCGCUACUCAGUGGAGCCCUCGACGGCCGUCCCGUUCGCCGUCACCAGGCCGCUACCUGUCGCCGCAGCGCCCACCAUACACCGGCCCAGCCCGGGGUCGCUCUGCGAGCCCAUAUCCGAAAAACUAAAAGCAGCAAGCGAUGGAGGUGCGGUUGCUGUUCGUCGAACUGACGAAGAUCCUCCGCCCCCGACGAAGACGACAAAGAAACCAUCUCGACGACCUAAUGACGUCACGCCGACGAUCCGACGAAGUCAGGAAGCCAAGACUACACCGACGAAAGACGGCUUGACGACGCGACGACGCAGCCAUGAUCCGACGCCGAGACCUAACUGUAACGCCAGACAAAGAACCACCGACCUCGACGUGCUUCUCGACGGCCACGAUGUUACCGCCUUAGUGGACACAGGGGCUGAUUACUCCGUCAUGAGUGGGCACAUCGCCGCCCAAUUGAAGAAGGUUAAGACUGCAUGGGAAGGCCCUCGAAUUCGCACCGCUGGAGGACACCUGAUUACGCCGACUGGAAUCUGCACGGCAAGAAUAACCAUUCAUGACCGGACUUACCCUGCCACCUUUGUUAUCUUCCAACAGUGUUCAGGAGACGUCAUUCUCGGUAUGGACUUCCUGAACCAACACGGCGCAAUCAUCGACCUGAAGUUGAAGUCAAUAACGCUGUCGAAAGAUAAAGCAAUACCGCCGGAGAGCCCUCGUAGUCACCACGCCUUGAGUGUGCUCGAAGACCAAGUGAGCCUCCCGCCUCGCUCCAGCAUUGUUAUUUCGGUCGGCACCGAAAUACCCGCUGACGUAGGUGUCAUCGAAGGCGACCAACGUCUACUGCUAGACCGUGAAAUUUGCGUCGCAAGAGGGAUCGCUCGACUGCACGGAGGGAAAACUGAAGUGUUGCUGACAAACUUCAGCCAGGAGUUCAAGCACAUCAACAAGGGCACGACGAUCGCGUACAUAGAGGAAAUUCUGGAAACCAGUAAUGCGUUUAUCCUCUCGGAUUCCGCCGCAUCUACCCCGACGACCAUGGUUCCCGAACCAGACUACGACAAUAAUCAAAGUCUCCCAGUGAUUAAGAAACAGCAGCUCAGAAGUCUGCUCCGACGAUACAAAGGCUGCUUUUCGACGUCAUCGAGGAUUCGACAAACACCAAUCGCCAAGCAUCGCAUAAUCACCGAGGAGUACGCUCGACCACUCCGCCAAAGUCCUUACCGAGUUUAACGCGAAGCUAUAAGAGAACAAGUCGACGAAAUGCUGCGCGACGACAUCAUCCAGCCGUCGAAAAGCCCGUGAGCUUCCCCUGUUGUCCUGGUGAAGAAAAAGGACGGAACCCUACGUUUCUGCGUCGAUUAUCGUCGUCUGAACAAGAUCACGAAGAAGGACGUAUACCCCCUCCCACGGAUAGAAGACGCAUUGGAUCGGCUCUGCAACGCUAAGUCCAUCGAGGAAUAGAAGUCGGCGAAAGAGAUCGCGAAAAGACCACCUUCAUCACAACAGACGGCCUCCACGAGUUCAAGGUUAUGCCAUUUGGACUGUGCUCGGCGCCUGCAACGUUCCAGCGCGUGAUGGACACGGUUUUAGCGGGAUUGAAGUGGCAGACCUGUCUCGUUUACUUGGAUGACGACGUUGUAUUCGCCGGAACUUUCGACGAUCACCUUAGGCGGCUCGCCACAGUACUAGAGGCCAUCAAGUCAUCAGGGCUCACUCUGAAGCCAGAAAAAUGCCGCUUCGCUUAUGAUGAGCUUCUGUUCCCAGGCCACGUCAUCAGUAAAUCCGGAGUACGCCCCGACCCCCAGAAAACAGCUGCCAUCGCAAAGUUCCCGCAGCCCACCGACAAGAAGGCAGUGCGUAGAUUCCUUGGCAUGUGUGCCUACUACAGGCGCUUUGUCAAGGACUUUUCACGCAUCGCCGAGCCGUAGACACGUCUAACUAAAUGUGAUGUUGAGUUCAAGUGGGAAACGCCGCAUGCCGAUGCAUUUGAAGAACUCAAACGACCCAUGCAGUAGCCGCCGGUACUUGCUCACUUCGACGAGUACGCCGAUACAGAAAUCCAUACUGACGCCAGUAGCCUAGGCCUCGGUGCCGUUCUAGUCCAGAGGAAAAACGGAGUCGAACAGGUGAUAUCUUACGCUAGCCGGUCGCUGUCAAAAGCGGAAGGCAACUAUUCUACGACCGAAAAGGAAUGCCUCGCCAUCGUUUGGGCUACAGCUAAAUUUCACCCUUAUCUUUAUGGCAGGCCAUUCAAAGUCGUCAGUGACCAUCACGCGUUGUGUUGGCUAGCGAGUAUAAAGGAUCCUUCAGGACGACUGGCGCGGUGGAGCCUCAGACUACAAGAAUACGACAUCACUGUAACCUACAAGUCCGGACGAAAACACUCCGAUGCCGAUUGCCUAUCACGCGCCCCCAUUGACCCGCCGCCGCAAGAUGACGAAGAUGACGACGCCUUUCUUGGAAUGAUAAGCGCGGAAGACUUCGCUGAACAGCAACGGGCAGACUCGGAGCUGAAAGGUCUCGUGGAAUAUUUGGAAGGGCACACCGACGUUGUCCCCAGGGCAUUUAAGCGCGGAUUACCUUCCUUCACGCUUCAAAACAAUCUACUCGCGAAGAAGAACUUUUCACCAGUCCGCGCCAACUACCUUCUUGUUGUCCCGUCAGGACUUCGUCCAGAAGUAUUGCACGCCCUACAUGACGAUCCGACCGCUGGACACCUCGGAUUCUCCCGGACACUAUCAAGGAUACAAGAAAAGUAUUAUUGGCCGCGCCUCACCGCCGACGUCGCCCGUUAUGUCAGAACCUGCCGAGACUGUCAGCGACGCAAGACACCGCCGACAAGGCCAGCCGGAUUACUACAGCCAAUCGAGCGUCCUUGCCGACCAUUCCAGCAGAUCGGGAUGGACUUGCUGCGACCCUUUCCGACGUCAACAACCGGAAAUAAGUGGAUCGUCGUGGUGACGGACUACCUCACCCGCUUCGCUGAAACUAAAGCACUGCCGAAAGGUAGCGCAGCCGAAGUGGCGAAAUUCUUUGUUGAAAACAUCCUGCUGCGUCAUGGCGCCCCAGAAGUCCUCUUCACUGACAGAGGAACGGCUUUUGCAGCGGAGCUCACCCAAGCCAUACUGAAAUGCAGUCAAACAAGGCACAGGAGGACAACGGCCUACCAGCCGCAGACGAAUGGUCUUACGGAGCGGCUGAAUAAGACCCUCGCCGACAUGCUAGCCAUGUACGUCGACGUCGAACACAAGACCCGGGAUGCCGUCCUGCCGUACGUAACAUUCGCUUACAACACGGCGGUGCAAGAAACAACACAGAUCACGCCGUUCAAGCUGGUCUACGGCAGGAACCCGACGACGACGCUUGACGCCAAGCUGCCGCACGUCACUGACCAGGAGAACGUUGACGUCGCUACCUAUCUCCAACGCGCCGAAGAAGCCCGACAGCUCGCCCACCUGCCAGCAGAGGACCGACAGCCGACACUACAACCUCCGACGACGCUUCGUCGAGUACCAGCCCGGCGACCGUGUUUGGGUAAGGAUCCCGAUACGCCGACGAGGACUCAGUGAGAAACUACUCCGACGCUAUUUCGGACCCUUCAAGGUCAUCCGACGUAUUGGUGCUCUGGACUAUGAGGUCGUGCCAGACGGCAUUUCGCUAUCACAGCGGCGCCGCUCACGACCUGAAAUAGUCCAGGUUGUGCGACUCAAACCGUACUACCAGCGUUAAUGAACUUUGGGGCUUCGCGUAACUGACCUUUGGACUUUGUUUCUUUUCGUUUUGUUACUUAUGUUUAAUAAGUGUCCUUUUGUGUUUCGCUCUCUUAUAUUUGUAGCAUCGGGACGGUGCUUUUUAAGAGGGGGGUAUUGACAAGUGUACUUAUCUUUAUCGCGCAACCACGUUUCGCAGCCUAACAAAUGUAAUCGCACAGCGUGGGACGCGCCUGUAUGUAUUAGAAGUUUCUGGAAAGUUAUCGAUACUUCUAUCCGGCUGUCUGUUGUCGCCGAAACCUUGUGUUAUCUGAUUUCAUCGCGUAACGCGAAUGGUGUAGAACUUUUUGGAAGGCACGCGGGUCCGAGCGAUUAGUCUGGAACAUUCGAUGACUGCUCUAUAAAAGCCGACGCGCUUAACCCCCUGAUCAGAUUUUCGACGAUCGCCGACUGUGUU
Dermacentor albipictus is the source of this 5528-nucleotide messenger RNA. RefSeq lists its product as uncharacterized. Lineage: Eukaryota; Metazoa; Arthropoda; Arachnida; Ixodida; Ixodidae. Gene Ontology annotation, molecular function: nucleic acid binding; zinc ion binding. The record is from RefSeq and is a predicted model, not a curated record.